Culex quinquefasciatus (southern house mosquito) is the source of this 2905-nucleotide messenger RNA. Its product is annotated as NF-X1-type zinc finger protein NFXL1. Lineage: Eukaryota; Metazoa; Arthropoda; Insecta; Diptera; Culicidae. Gene Ontology annotation, biological process: regulation of DNA-templated transcription. The transcript has 3 exons. Gene Ontology annotation, cellular component: nucleus. The record is from RefSeq and is a predicted model, not a curated record. Gene Ontology annotation, molecular function: DNA-binding transcription factor activity, RNA polymerase II-specific; RNA polymerase II transcription regulatory region sequence-specific DNA binding; zinc ion binding. Bases 178 to 2862 code for a protein of 894 amino acids.
UGAAAACGAAGCGAAGCAAAAUUUUAAAACUGCUCAGUGAAUAGCUCACAAAGCUAUCUUCAGAGAGCUUCUUUAUCGAUUCUCGCGUGCAGUGGAAAAACGUCACCCAACUCGCAGGAACGCCGACAAAGAACCACGUCAGAAAGCGAAACGCCAAACGCCAAAAAGCCAGCGGAAAUGUCCACCCGAAACCGUCACCACCACAAAGGCAACGCGCAACCGGCCAACCCGUGGAAUCGGGGAAACAACGCGGGGUCGACGGAUGGCCAGCAGCAGCCAAAGGUGAAAAACGUCAAAACACCGGCUAACAGCGGUGGCCCAUCGAGUUCGCUGAAAAAGUCCGAGGAAAAGUUCGCUCAGGCCCACCAGAAGAACCUGGAAGCGGCCAAAAAGUACGCCGCCCAGCAGUCGUACGAGUCCAGCGAGGAUGAGGAUGAGCGGGGUGGAAGUGAUGGCCCGACGCAGGACAUUUUGGGAUCCGUGCUGAAGAACUACGGAGGCGGUGGUGGGGAUAUUGGCAAGACCCAGGAGUACCUGCAGAACCUGCUGGAGUCCCGUUCGGCGGUUUGUUUGAUCUGCAUUGGCACGGUGAAGCGGGCGGACUCGAUCUGGUCCUGCAAGAGUUGCUACACGUUCUUUCAUCUGCUGUGCAUUCAACGGUGGGCGAACGAUAGCAUUUCGCAGAAGCGAAUCUCCCACGAACAGCAGGAAGGUUACUACAACAGUCGGGGCGAGUACAUCCCGAAGCCGGCACUGUCGGUGCACUGGGACUGUCCGAAGUGCCGCAAGGAGUACGAACCGGUGGACAUUCCGCGCCACUACGAGUGCUUUUGCGCCAAGGAGUUGAACCCGGCAAAUCACCUCUGGUUGAUACCGCACUCGUGCGGCGAGACUUGCCGGAAGCGGCUCGUGCCGGACUGCGGUCACAACUGUGUCCUGCUGUGCCAUCCGGGACCGUGUCCGCCGUGUCCGCAGACGGUCGUCGUGUCGUGCCAGUCGAACGCGAAAACGAUUCGUUGCUCGCAGCGAUCCUGGACCUGUCUGAAGACGUGCAAGCUCAAACGGAACUGCGGAAUCCACGAGUGUGGCGGUGUAUGCCACGCGGCGUCGGAGUGUCCACCGUGUACGAGCCGAAGCAAACAGAAAUGUGCGUGCGGUUCACGAACCAAAGAGGUGAACUGUUCCGAGUCGCGUUGGUCCUGCGGGAAGGUUUGCGGCAAGAAGUACGCGUGCGGAUUGCACAGCUGCGAAAAAGUUUGCCACGAAGGUGACUGCGGCGAGUGUCCGUUGGGAUUGCCUAGGACUUGUCCUUGUGGCAAAACUAGCUCCGUCGCGUCUUGCUCCGAGGACAUUGGAACGUGCGGAGAUACUUGCCAAAAGUACCUGGAAUGUGAACAGCAUCGCUGCAGCGAACGGUGUCACUUGGGGAAAUGUGGCCAAUGCUUGGAACUGGUUCGCAAGGCCUGCCGCUGUGGUUCCUUGAGCAAGGAAGUUGCUUGCCACAAAGUGCUCAAUUGUGACCUGAAGUGCAAGAACGUACGAAGCUGCGGCAAACAUCCCUGUAACCGUAAGUGCUGCGACAGCCAAUGUCCUCCGUGUGAUAAAGUUUGCGGGAAAACGCUGCCUUGCGGCAAGCACAAGUGCAAUUCACUCUGCCACCACGGACCGUGUUAUCCCUGCAACCAGAAAGCAACCGUCAAGUGCAGGUGUACGGGCACGACCCAGGAGGUUCCGUGCGGCCGCGAGAAGAAAAUCGGCGCUCCAAAAUGCCGACUUCCCUGUCGAAUCCACUCCAAGUGUCACCACACGAACCCGCACCACUGCCACCAGGGCGACUGUCCGCCGUGCCAGAAGAUCUGUGAACUCCCCAACGAUACCACCAACUGCGCCCAUCCCUGCGCGGCCAAGUGCCACGACGCGGUCCGCGUAGUCACCAAAGACAAAAACUUCAAACCCGUCGGUCCGUGGGACGUUCCAAUGGAAAUCGUCGAGAUUAAGCAGUUGCCGCACCCUCAAUGUCAGGUCCCAGUCCCCGUGACCUGCAUCGGAGGUCACGAAACGGCGCAGUGGCCUUGUUACAACUCUAAACCGGCGUCCUGUGGGCGCGAAUGUGGUCGCGCUUUAAAAUGCGGCGUCCACACCUGUCCCCUCCAGUGUCACGCCUUCAAGAAACGCGACACAACCGAAGAAGACCCGAGGUGCCAGUCUUGCACGGCGGGUUGCAUCAUCCCGCGUCCCGCCGGGUGUUCCCAUCCGUGCAAGCGACCGUGUCAUCCGCCACCGUGCAAUCCCUGCCAGGCGCCGACAAAGGUGGCCUGCCACUGCGGACUGACGCAGAUCUUCUACAAGUGUCAUGAGUUUUACAGCAGCGACAAGACGGAGCAGGAGUUGGUGGCGUUCCGCGAGGGGAUUCUGAGCUGCGGGCAAAAAUGUAUCAAAAAUUUCCCCUGUGGCCAUCGCUGCAACUCGACGUGCCACUCCGGCGACUGUCCGAACCCGGAAGCGUGCACCAAAAAGGUGAAAAUCACCUGCGAAUGCCGCCACCGGAGGCUGGAGGUGGCCUGCAGUGCGGCCCGCACCAACCCCCGGUCACUGGAGUGCGACGAAAGCUGCAAAUCCGUAAAGGCCGCCAAGGAGCAGGUGCUGACCGAGCGCGAGCGCGCCCAAAAGGAGCAGGAGGAGGCAGAAAAUCAACGCGAGUUGGAGGAGUAUGAGAGAAAAGUAGGCGGCCGCAAGAAGCACCGCGAACGUAAACGAGUUCAGGUGGAGGAGACCAAAGAAAGUAACUGGAUGGUGAUGGUGGCCGUUCCGGUCGGAGUGCUAGUGCUUGCCAUGAUUGUUUAUUUCACUUUGUUGCGUUAAGCGGUUUUAUUAAUUUGAAUUACAUGACUCAUCUUGCAAGUCA